Molecule: messenger RNA, 4276 nt
Organism: Seriola aureovittata
Lineage: Eukaryota; Metazoa; Chordata; Actinopteri; Carangiformes; Carangidae
Product: somatostatin receptor type 2-like
Exons: 2
Coding region: 190-1302 (370 amino acids)
Biological process (GO): cellular response to estradiol stimulus; cellular response to glucocorticoid stimulus; neuropeptide signaling pathway
Cellular component (GO): neuron projection; membrane
Molecular function (GO): neuropeptide binding; somatostatin receptor activity
Source: RefSeq, a predicted model, not a curated record
GAGCUUUUCCACUUCGAUCCCGUAGAGACAAACUUGAGGAAUAUUUGAAGGUGAAGAAGAUGGAUCUCCCAUAAAUGCUGAAAUACUUCAAUCCGCACAGAAGUGGCGUCUUUUGUAAAUAGUGUGAUCAGCAGUUACAGGUGCGAUGUCAUAACCAGUGUGUGAGAGUGAGAGAGAGACUGAGGCAUCAUGGACUCCUGGAUCUUCCCAUCAUCCCCUCCGAACCUGUCCGACCACCUCAUGUAUGACAGCUUCAUGCAGGUUAAUGAGUCUGACCUCAAUGGGAACUACACAGACCACAGCUUCAACAGAAUCAGUACGGUGGUCAUCACCUGCAUGUACUUCCUGGUUUGCACUGUGGGGCUCUGUGGAAACGCCCUCGUCAUCUAUGUCAUCCUGCGCUACGCCAAGAUGAAGACAGUCACCAACAUCUACAUCCUCAACCUGGCAGUGGCUGAUGUGCUCUUCAUGCUAGGCCUACCAUUCAUCGCCAUCCAGCUGGCGCUGGUCCACUGGCCCUUCGGUCCCGUUCUCUGCAGGGUGGUGAUGACGGUGGACUCCCUGAACCAGUUCACUUCCAUCUUCUGCCUGAUGGUCAUGAGCAUCGACCGCUACCUGGCUGUGGUGCAUCCGAUUAAGUCCACAAAGUGGCGCAAGCCCCGCAUGGCCAAGACUAUCAACUUAGCAGUGUGGGGAGUGUCGCUGAUGGUUAACCUGCCCAUCGUUAUCUACAGCGGCAUCAUCACGAAGCACGAUGGCUGCUUCUGCACCAUCGUGUGGCCUGAGCCCCAAGAGGCCUACUACACAGCGUUCAUGUUCUACACCUUUAUCCUGGGCUUCUUCCUGCCCCUCAUGGUCAUCUGCCUUUGCUACUUGUUCAUCAUCAUCAAGGUGAAGUCCUCAGGCAUCCGCGUGGGCUCGUCCAAGAGGAAGCGCUCAGAGAGGAAGGUGACUCGGAUGGUGUCCAUCGUGGUGGCGGUGUUUGUAUUCUGCUGGCUGCCUUUUUACAUCUUCAAUGUCACCUCAGUAACGGGCACCAUCAGCACCACUCCCAUCCUGAGGAGCACUUUUGCUUUUGUGGUGGUACUGGGAUACGCCAACAGCUGCGCCAACCCCAUCCUCUACGCUUUCCUGUCAGAGAACUUCAAGAAGAGUUUCCAGAACGUUCUCUGUCUUAAGAAGGUGGGGGGGCUGGAUGAGGUUGAGCGCAGCGAUAGCCGGCAUGAUAAAUCUCGUAUGAUGAACGACCCGACGGAGACCCAAAGUACUCUGCUGAACGGGGACCUGCAGACCAGCAUUUGAGAGGAAGGUGAUUGGACUCGCACGCAUGCACGUACACACACACACACACAGCCAUCUCUCUCAAACUGGAAACAGUCACGAAUUAUGAAUCUCUCCGAGGUGACAUCAGAGGGGAGAUUAUUAAAUAUUAACAAGGAGUUCAGAGAGGAACAUGCCACUUAUUAAGGAGGUCAAAGCACCGACAGAGAUAAAAAAUUAAAAAGAUGUUGAACUGGACUUUCUCCCUCUGCCUUUGGCACAUCAUUGGGUCUCCUUGGCUGUACACAAAUCCAUUAUAACAUAAUCACAAGUUCAUACAAAUGUUUGCUCUGUGCUGUAAAUGAAAUGAAAAUGAAAUCUGUUUGACUGUUUGUCUUCAGUGUAUUGACUUUGGAGUAAGGUAGAAUGGACACUAACACCCACUUGCAAAUGGUCUCCUGGGUGAAAUGAAUUUUCCCUGGAGACCCCAGGAUUAGUUUACAGCAGAGGGCCUGUUGCCGAGUCUCAAUUGCUUUGUGUUGCGUAAAAAUAACAACGUAACAGUGUGCUCAUAUGCUUUUGUUUAUAUCUCAUCUGCAGGUCAUUUUCUCCGGAGUGUGGUGCGACUGUAAAUAACUGUGCAGAGAAUGGGCAAAGAGACUGUGCACAAAGUCAGAGGAUUUUAUAUUGAGUGUCAUUUAGUUUUCAAACUCUUGUAAAUAAGUAAUGAUGUUUUUUAGACACAGAGCAUAAUGAAUGUCAGUGCCAUUGAUUCUUAUAUUCUGUUUUUUCAUUUGUGUGCACAGUUUGAUUUGUCAUACAGACGUAUCAAAUGGAAAUGUGAAUAGCAAUGUUCAUUCAGUGGUUGAAUAUCUAGUUCUGUGUCAUUUUUUUUCUCCCCCUAUUUCAUUAUAGCUAUGUGCAUAAUUCAUAUUAUGUCAAUGGCUUGGUCAAUAUACCAAGCAAGCCUCUAACCAAAGUGCUGCUAAGAUGUAUAGAAACUCUUCUACAAUAUUGUAUAGUAUUACAUAAAAUAAUGUCACUGUAUGCCUGUUUCUGCUGGACUAGGUUACUGUUAGGAAUUACUGUUCUUUAAUCAUGGUUCAUUUACCAUUAUUUAUGUAUAUCAAGUAAUAAUGUUUCUGUAAGUGUUUUUAUCAAAAACACCAGGCUGCAGGAUUAUAAAUUAUUCAGUGUAAAUGCUGAGCAGUGGCUCAGCUUCAUGUUUUUAUGUCAUCUGAGAGAAAUCAACCACCUCAGAUAAGAUUUCAUGAAUGAUUGUUUUACUCCCAUUUCCUGUUCACCAAUCUCCCCUGGGGUUCCAGUGUGUGCCAGAGGUCAGCCAGUGACAGAUGCACAGCUGUGUUUGGGUACAGUUAGUAGAAGAUCCUAGAAUUAGUAAAGCACAGACAGACAGUGUUUAACUUAAGUUGGUUUUAAACUCAUUUUCUUUGAAACAAAUGUUCAGUUUGGUAUUGUUUCGCUGUACUGUAUUACAGGACACACUGUGUGGUAAGUGUCUUUUUGACUUUUUGGUUAUAGGUUUAGGGUUGUAUUAUAUGAGGGACUUCCCACAGAGAGCUUCUCAUAAACACUUUGCUGACAUUGACCCAUCCUCCUCUUCUAAUCUGUGGCAUUUAGGAAGCCACGUUUUGAGGGUGGUGUCUAAGAGACGUGAAUUUGUGAAGGGCUAGAACACUUAUCCUCAAAAGGCUCUGGUGUUCCUUUAUCAUCAUCAUCAUCAUCAUCAUCAUUACUGUGCUCCUGAGUCCACUCUUCAUCCUGCGGCUCCCUGUGUGUUCCUGUAAUCAGAUUAUUAUGUGUAUGAGUUAUUAAACCUUUACUCUACAUGUGCAGGGUCCCCCUUACACAACAAAGCCAGUGACAGAUUAUGAUUAAUGUGCAAAGUGUGUGUGUGUGUGCGUGCGUGUGUGACAGAGAGAGAGAGAGAUAUCCAGGUAUUACUCAUGUUGUGGGGACCUAAAUCUGUUUGCAGUCACAUUAUGGGGACUUGUGUGUCUGUUUGUUUUACAUUCAUUUCAACAUCCCAGCUUGCUUCUCUAGCAAAAGUGUAAGGUAAAAUGUGUGUUUGUAUACAUGUCUAAUAUAACUUUGAUAUUAGAAUAUAUAUGCAUAUAUAUUCAACAUACCCGAACCGCUCUUAGCAUGUUGGUUUAAAUAUGUGCAUGUAAUUUCUUCAUGUGUGAGUCAUGUAUGACAGAGAAGUGCACACACACACAUUCCCCACAGCCAUGAUUAACCAAAUACCAUAUCCAGUUUCUGUCUCUGCAGUACUGUUGAAUUUGACCUGUAACAUCUUAUUACUACCGAAACACAUGACACACCUUUAGUGUCUUGUAUUUCCAUAGCAACAGUGAUUUAGAGUGUUGGUCCCAUGGUUAAAUUCAUUAGCAUAAUAAUAAUAAUAAUAGAGAGAGGACUCUGGACAUUAAUUAUGAAUGUAGACAUGAAGAAAAAAACAAAUAAUAAAGCCUGCAUCAAGACCACGACCCAGCAGUCACAUUAAAGCAGUAUAAAGUGUAUAGUUUGUGUUAGUGUGCAGUAGAAAAUGUAAGACAGCGCAAACCAGACAUCUUGCUUGAUGUGUCAUAGUAGCAGAUGUUACAAAAAACAGGAUGAUGUCAUUGUUUACUGUUAGUUAAUGCAGACUGGACAUGCAGAAGUUGUACAGUAUCGUCCAGCUGUGUUAGAGAUGUUGUAAGUAAUUUUAAUUCUGGCAAAAACUUCUCGUACAACACUGCUCCUGAUUUAUUUCUCAGCUUUUUUAAAUAGCUGGAUAUGGAAGAUUUUCUACUUGGUAUUGGUGCAGUGUGGUUUUUGUUAUGAGUUUCUGUUAAAAGGCAAAAUUUUACAACGUUUGUUAAAACUUUUACCGUUUCUGUGCAUUAUGCAUGUUCUUCCAGUUUCUGUUCUGUUACAUAACACUGAAACACCAUGUUUGAUGGAGCAAAGAUCUUGUGUAGUUGUCUUGAAACUAAAUAAAGAAUAAGAAGCA